Messenger RNA from Leptinotarsa decemlineata (Colorado potato beetle), 1997 nucleotides. RefSeq lists its product as uncharacterized. The record is from RefSeq and is a predicted model, not a curated record. NCBI's taxonomy places the organism in Eukaryota, Metazoa, Arthropoda, Insecta, Coleoptera, Chrysomelidae.
GCGAGCAGGGAGUAAACAACCUCCCCGUGAGCGUUCGUGCCACGACUGAAACUUUAUCACAAUCACCCGUGAAUGAGAAUUGUUUACACGUGCUGCUUUCGUUCCGAAAAGUAUGUUGUUCUUCCACGGACAUGGCCGGCAAUAGAAAUCUCUCAGCUUUCCGACAGUUAUCUCUCAGCUGCGACGGACCCAAAAUCAAACAUAAAUUAUCUUUGAAGAAACAGUUUUCCGAGGACAUACCAGAUCUGCGAGAAUGGCCCGGUCCAGACGCAGGCAUCAAAAUAUCCUUGAGCAAUAAAGGUAAACCUCCUGUAAAACACGCCUGGGUAGAGGACCCGCUAACAGAGGAAGCUGUGGUUGUGAACAAAUGCAUCAAGGAAGCAAAAACAAGCACCUCCGAAAAGUCUUUGGAGAAGGAAUCAAUCCUGCAUUCAAAGCAGGAAUUAGCUGAAAGAUUGCGACAUACCCUCAAAGAUAGAGGAAACGAGAAGUUUAAUUUGAGAAUAUUUUUGGCGCACGAUAGUAAAGACCUCGAUGAAGAUGGUCGCCACAAUAAAGAAAUAGAACCAGAACUGCCUCUAGAAACCCCAAACGAUACGCCAAAGUUAAUGACGCCUUUAGUAAUCAACAAGAACCCGUUUAAAUUACGCAAACCAAUCAGUAGAUCUAGGACUAUUUUUAGCGAAUCGUGUAGUUCUUCUUCCCCAACACCAACUAUUAAGCAUGCUUUCGAGAGUAGCACCGUUGUGGUGGUUCCUGUAAUGGAUAGCGACGAUCCUAGCUUCGAAGACGUGAGUACCGAUUCUUUAUUUACUAAAGAAACCACAAAUUCUGUUGAAAGGGGAAUCAAAGCCAUAGACUCCGUAAUAAUCAGACCAGUCAGCGCAGCUAGCAAAAGGGAAAAGUUCCAAAAACGUAUCAACUCCGCCUUUACAUCUACUAUUAGAGAAACACCAAAACCUAGACGUCCACUAGUGAGAUCCUCUUCUGCACCCUGCAAACCUGACCUUGGAAAAUCAAAACUGAACUUACCCAAGAACAAAUUCAAACCUUCUAGGAGGCUAAUUCAGGCUAAGCAGGCGUCUAUAGAUAAUGAUGAAGUCGGAGAAAAUAACGAAAAGAACCCAAAGAGUAAGAAAGAGUUAAAUAGAACAACUGCUGUAAAUGGGUGUGAUGUCGUGACCAUGGUCUCCUUAGUGAGUCCUGCUGGAAGUGAUUGCGAAGAAGUUCUGGAGAAUAUCAAUGAGAAAGGGGUACAGAAGAAGGAAACUCCUAGAUUGCAAGAAGAAAAUAAUAUCCCGAAAAUCAUGUCUUUACGGAAAGCUGCAAAAUCAGUGUCUUUUCAGCAAUCGAGCAUUCAUGCCAUCAGAAGUUUUUCAGCGAGUUUUCCGGCGAGACGAGCUUCAGUUAGCGCCGCUCUCAUGUUGGGAAAUCAUUCGAAAUCGCCUGCGUAUCCACCGAAGAUACAAGAGAAAAGAAGUACCAAUUCCACCCUACCUGAUGAUGACGAAAGAGUGCCAAAACGACGCCUUGUUAGGAAUAACACGGAGGAACCAAAGACUGUCAGUUGUGAAAAACCCGUGGAAGUCAAUCCCCUUCAAAGUAAUAAAUUGAAACCAAUGGUAGAAAAUAUUGAAUCAACUUCAGUAGUAAAACCUUCAGAAAGUAUUGUUACCGAUGCUGAAAAACCUAUUUCCCAGAAACCUGUUGACACUAACGACUCUGCGAAGACAGAAAUUAUGAUUGGAAACGACAAAGAAGAAUUGAAAUCUGCCAAAGAAAAACAGUGUUGGAACAUGUACUGUAAAAUGACUGAAAAGGGAAUCAACGUUUCCUUUGACACCAUUUUGAGAGGAAUGUUAACCCCCACAGAGUACAGAUUGAGCAAGAAGAAUUUAGAGCAAGUAUCGAGUUCCGAAGCUACUGAAACUUAAAAAGAAGAAGCGAAUUUGUCGAUUAUAUGUUUUGUGUUAAGAAAAUAAAGUUUGUUUCGGUAA